AUGAAACGAAAAGUCACACAUCGCACGAGAACGGCGUAUUCCGACUCAGAUGUCAAGACCGAAGUGACUGAAGCUGAAACUCCAGCGAAAAAGAGGAAGAUAACAAAUAAACGAAAAAAGGCCAAAAAAAGUGAAAAUGAUUCUUCAUCAAUCUAUCUCACUUCUGUGAUUCCGUUGGGCGCGUCAUCAAUGUAUUUGGAGCGUAACCAAUCCCCUUCUCUGUGGAUUACUCUACCCCGAGCGGAUCAAUCGCAGCUCUUGGACUUUUUUCUGGAAGAUGAGCUGAUAAAGAUUCUCCCUCAGCGAUUAAAAGUGUUCCUCACCGAUUGGCUUUCUUCGGCCCAACAAAAAAUGAUUGAAAUGCUGAAAAAUGAUGAUUUGAGAAAAACGAUCGAAUCGAUGAAGGUUAAAUGCCAGCAAACUAUAAUACGUUCCGAUAAGAGACUCCGUUUUUUCCUGCGGGGAAUUUUGAAAACUGUUUUCAAUACACAAAGAUUUGCCAUUUUGGAAAGAAAAUCAUCGUGGCUCACUUUUAUCAGCAGCUUUGUUAAAAAUAGGAAGCUGAAAAAAGAAGUCGAUGAGGUUGUGUUAAUGAGGGUUUUCACUUCAUUUUUUUAUGAUGGAGAGCUUGAGGAGGAAGGAAUUUGUAAUCAAAAAUCUACGUCGGAGAAGGUCGUCGAGGAACACGAUGAAAAACUUCAAAGAUUUCCAUUUCCAACACAUGUUACAUCUAGUUCUACUUCCGGUACCAUCUCAAUGGAUCUCUAUUCUGCUAUCCCGUUGGGCGCGCCAUCAAUGUAUUUGGAACGUAACGAAUCACUUUCUCUGUGGAUUACUCUAACUCGAGCGGAGAAAUCACAGCUCUUGAAGUUUGUUCUAGAAGAGGAUCUGAUCAAUGAUCUCUCGAAAGGGGGGAAAAGAUUCCUCACUAAUUGGCUCUUGUCAGUUCAACAACAUAUGAUAGAAACUUUAAAGGAUGAUGGCUUGUGGAAAACUAUCGAAUCGGUGGAGAUUCGGAAGGAGAAAUCUCUAGGACGUUGCGAUGAAAGGCUCGGCAUAUUGCUGCAGAAUUUGUUGGAAACGGUUCUCCGGACGGAACAAUUUGUCAUUUUCAAAGGUGUUGAAAAUGUUUGCAUGAAGUACAUUCGAAACUUCGUUCAAAAAGGACCAUUGAAAAGAAGGAUGAAUGAAUCUAAUCUGAAAAAAACUUUCCAUUCAAUGCCUCCAAAAAUGGCUAAAUCCAAAACCAAAGUGACUGAUCCUUCGAAGAAAAGAAAACCAGGGAGUCCCCCAAAAAGGGCAAUUUUUGAUGAAUUUCACUGGAAUUCAGUAGAACAAAAUUUUCAGAAGUUUUUCGGACCUCCUGGCUAUGUUCGACCAAGCAAAAAGUCGCAACAAGCGGGACGGGGAUUCGCUCCCGCUACGCCUGUCGAAAAACAACUUUGUUUAAAGAAUCAGUAA
Caenorhabditis briggsae is the source of this 1461-nucleotide messenger RNA. The transcript is spliced from 7 exons. The coding region runs from base 1 to 1461 and encodes 486 amino acids. NCBI's taxonomy places the organism in Eukaryota, Metazoa, Nematoda, Chromadorea, Rhabditida, Rhabditidae. The record is from RefSeq and is a predicted model, not a curated record.